AUGACAAAGACGCGAGUCAGCAUGAUGAUGGCGUUGCUGCUGGCAUUGGUGCUCGCUCAGAAUGCUGUAGCGGCUCGCAAAUUGUCCAAACGGCCGGUAAAACCGUUGAAGACAUUUCCGCGCAACAACGUGACGCCAACACCGGCGGCGCUGGCCAAUGGAGGUAAUAGCGGCGGGGGUAGUGUCGGUGGUGCUACAGCCACAGCGAUUGCGAGCGGAAGCGAGCUACCGAAACCGCUGACGCUGCAUGCGAGUGAUGCAGCGGAAACUGCACCGGGCACAUCGGUGGCUGCAACUGCAGCUGGAACUGGAGCUGGAGCUGGUCCAGCAGCACCUGCUGAGACCAAAGGCGAUGAACUGAAUGGAGCGGCAACACCAUUGGGCGCUCUGAUGGAUGAGGACGAGUGCGAGCCGGAUAUGAUUGGCUUUGAGCUUAUUACCGGCUUUGUACUAUCGGCGCCAUCGAAGCAACUGGAGACGCUGCCCGGUACACUAAUGCUGACCGACUGCUUGGAGGCCUGCCAGGCCAAUGAAUCUUGCAAUGCGGUUAAUUAUGAGACGGGUCUCUGUGUCAUGUUCCGCAGCACAGCCGAUCAGCUUCCAGGUUCACUUUCGCGCUCGCAGUAUCCCGUUUUCACUGUCUACGCACAGAAAUCCUGUUUCGGAGUGCGUCCAUGCUCAAAGGCCUGGUGCAUAGAUCGCGUGCAGGGCUACCGUCUGCCUACCGAACGUGCCAAGGCCAGUCAAAAUGUGGCCACGCGACGCGAUUGCAUUGAGCUAUGUUUAGGCGAAACGGAGUUUACCUGUCGCUCGGCCAACUACUAUGCACACUCAGGCCUCUGUGAACUUUCCGACAUGGAUCGCAUCACACUGUCCGACGAGGCGAACAUUGCUGCCUAUGAUGGCGCCGACUAUCUGGAGAACAAUUGUGCCGAGGAGCCCAGCAAGUUGUGCGAAUUCAAGCGUAUCUCGGGACGCAUACUCAAGACCGUGGACUCGGUGCAUCAGAACGUGCAGAGUAUUGAUGAAUGUCGUGAUCUCUGCCUUACUGCGCCCUUCCGCUGUCACUCAUAUGAUUUUAAUGAGACUGGCGAGCACGUUUGCCGACUCUCCCAUCACAGUCGUGCUACGCUCACUGAUCUGUCCGAGCCCUACCUGAAUAUCGAAGAGGCCUCCACCUAUGAACAGUCUGCCUGCUACAAUGUGUCCAUCGAUUGCCGUUCCGGCGAAAUGAUCACCAAAAUUCGUACAUCCAAGCUGUUCGACGGAAAGGUCUAUGCCAAGGGGGCGCCCAAAUCCUGUGCUGUGAAUGUGAACAGCUCUUUGGAGUUUGAUCUCCACAUGCGCUACAACGAUCUCGAGUGCAAUGUGCGUCAGAGCGCCUACGGACGCUACAUGAACGAUAUUGUCAUACAGCAUCACGACAUGAUUGUCACUUCAUCCGAUCUGGGCCUUGCAGUAUCCUGCCAGUACGAUUUGACCAACAAGACUGUGGUUAACAAUGUAGACCUGGGUGUAACGGGCGAAAUAGAGUCUACGCUGAGCGAGGAGAUCAUUGUGGAUUCGCCAAAUGUCAUUAUGAAGAUCACAGCACGGGAUGGUGGCGAUAUGAAGCGUAUAGCCGAGGUGGGAGAUCCGUUGGCAUUGCGUUUCGAAAUUGUAGAUGCAAACAGUCCAUAUGAGAUCUUCGUGCGCGAGCUUGUGGCCAUGGAUGGUACGGACAGUGCCGAGAUCACUCUGAUCGAUGCCAACGGCUGUCCCACGGAUCAGUACAUUAUGGGAGCCAUGCAAAAGAUGGCCAACAAUCGCAAGGCACUGCUCUCACAAUUCGACGCCUUCAAGUUCCCCUCCUCGGAGCUGGUGCAAUUCCGUGCCUUGGUAACGCCCUGCAUACCGCGUUGUGAACCGGUUAUCUGCGACAAUGAUGACAACGGCGAGCUGAAGUCGUUGCUCUCUUAUGGACGGCGUAAGCGUUCGGUCGCCAAUGGUACCGACGGCGUUGAGUUUGCCAUUAUGUCGGAACGCCAAAAACGUGAUGUGAGUCAUCAGACAGCGGACGAGAACAUUUUGCUGGUGCAAUCGAUACAAAUCACCGAUAAGUUUGCCUUCAAUGGCGGCGAUUUGAGCAGCGGCGAGCCAAGCGACGGCCUGGCCAAGUUGCAGGUUGAAAUGGGCUCGAAAACGGACACUUGCAUCAACGGCUACGGUUUCAUAAUUGCCGGCGCGCUAUUUCUGCUUCUCCAGCUCACGGUCAUUGCUGUUUGGGACAAUAUGCAAAAGCGUGCGUUACACAAGCGAUAAACUUUGAGAGUGGAGUUCGACGACGACGUGCCGACGUGCAAUUCCAUAAGAAACUAGCGUGAAAUUCUUUUAGCUCAAAACUUAGCACCGCUCAUAAUCUAGUUAGUAGUUGUAAUGCCGCAAACGAACGAAGGGCCUUUUAAUUAGUUUCCUUUUUUUUUGUUGGUGUUGUGCUGAUAUAUAUGUUAUAUAUGGUAUGUGUGUUUAAA
Scaptodrosophila lebanonensis is the source of this 2510-nucleotide messenger RNA. RefSeq lists its product as uncharacterized. The coding region runs from base 1 to 2301 and encodes 766 amino acids. The transcript has 6 exons. Lineage: Eukaryota; Metazoa; Arthropoda; Insecta; Diptera; Drosophilidae. The record is from RefSeq and is a predicted model, not a curated record.